Messenger RNA from Prunus armeniaca (apricot), 1635 nucleotides. The record is from the annotation of a GenBank genome assembly. Lineage: Eukaryota; Viridiplantae; Streptophyta; Magnoliopsida; Rosales; Rosaceae.
AUGGAUGCCACAGCGAGCGGAACCCCAACUAUACAAUACCAUAACAUUCCUGACCAGCCAAUUACCACUAUUGUUGUUGCCACUCCUGUACCAACAUUCGAAAGGCGGCAACGCCAUUGCUUUGGGACCUCCAUCCCCGGAGAAUUCCCUUUAGCUGCCAACCCCUCCAUUGUCCUUCAUGUCCUUACUGCAUGCAAUUUGGAUCCUCAAGACCUUGCAAAGCUAGAGGCAAGUGACCUGUUGCUCUCAAGUUUGGCAACAUGCUCCUUUUUCAGGCAGCCUGCAAACUUUGCUCCUGACUUUGAAUUGUCCAUGUCAGAGCUUGCUGCUCUGGACAUGUGCCAAAAGAGAGGUAUAUUUAAGCCAAUGACAGCUGAGCAACGUCAAGAAUUGAAGCAAAGAUGUGGGGGUUCAUGGAAACUGGUCCUGAAGUUCUUGUUGGCCGGAGAGGCAUGUUUCAGAAGGGAGAAAUCACAGGCAAUAGCAGGGCCGGGUCACAGCAUUGCUGUAACUUCAAAAGGAACUGUCUAUUCAUUUGGCUCUAACAGCUCAGGACAGCUUGGACAUGGCACCACUGAAGAGGAAUGGCGGCCUCGGCAAAUCAGAUCUUUGCAAGGCAUUCGAAUUGUUCAGGCAGCUGCUGGGGCUGGCAGGACAAUGCUGAUCAGUGAUGCUGGGAAAGUUUAUGCCUUCGGAAAGGACUCUUUUGGCGAAACUGAGUACGGGGUUCAAGGAUCAAAGCUGGUCACUACUCCACAGUUGGUUGAAUCUUUGAAAGAUAUAUUUGUGGUGCAAGCUGCAAUUGGAAAUUUCUUCACAGCCGUGUUGUCAAGAGAGGGCAGGGUAUAUACAUUUUCUUGGGGCAACGAUAGCAAACUUGGUCACCAAACUGAGCCAAAUGAUGUUGAGCCCCAUCCUUUGUUGGGCGCACUUGAGAAUGUACCCGUGGUACAAAUUGCAGCGGGAUACUGCUACCUUCUUGCUCUGGCUUGUCAACCUAAUGGCAUGUCCGUUUACUCUGUUGGCUGUGGCUUGGGUGGGAAGCUUGGACACGGUUCAAGAACUGAUGAGAAGCAACCCCGACUUAUUGAACAGUUUCAGCUUCUGAACCUUCAGCCUAUGGUUGUUGCUGCUGGUGCUUGGCACGCCGCUGUGGUGGGCCAGGAUGGACGGGUCUGCACAUGGGGCUGGGGCCGUUAUGGGUGCUUGGGUCAUGGGAAUGAGGAGUGUGAAUCAGUUCCUAAGGUUGUGGAAGCAUUGAGCAAUGUGAAAGCAGUGCAUGUUGCUACAGGGGAUUACACAACCUUUGUGGUUUCCGAUGAUGGUGAUGUGUACUCAUUUGGUUGCGGAGAAUCAGCUAGUCUAGGACAUAGUACUGCUACCGACGGACAGGGAAAUAGGCAUGCAAAUGUGUUGGCACCAGAGCUUGUGACAUCGCUGAAGCAAGUGAAUGAGCGGGUUGUACAGAUCAGCCUCACCAACUCCAUAUACUGGAACGCUCACACUUUUGCACUCACUGAAUCAGGGAAGCUAUACGCAUUUGGAGCCGGGGACAAAGGGCAGCUUGGCAUUGAGCUUGUUGCCAACCAGACUGAAAGGGGAAAUCCAGAGCAGGUUGAUAUUGAUCUCAGAUAG